CUAGGUGGAGUUGAAUAUGGUCUAAUAUUUCUGUAUUAAUAAUAGUAUUUAUAGUUGAAGGUCUUCAGAGUAGUUACCAAAAUGUACUUAAAUAAUAUACUUAACUAACAGUUAUGUGUCAGUAUUCAGUACCAAUAUUCUUGUAUAAAAUAAUACAAGUUUUUCCAAACCAAUCCAAUGGAAAAACUGUACUUAAAUGUUAUACUAUUAUUUGUUUAUGUAUUAUCCCAAUUAAUUCAGUCAAAGUGAGUCUUGUAAAAUUGAAAAUGGUAUCCCGCCAAAUGUUAUAAUUGAUCAAUUACGCAAUGAAACUGAUUUUAAUAUCGAAAAAAAAAAUAUAAUAACAAGGAAGGACAUUUAUAACAUUUCUGCUAAAUUUGGUUUACUCCACAAAUACAAGCUACAUGAUGUCGAUGCAGUAAGUGUGGAUCUUCAGGUAAAGCGAUUUGCUCAGAAUCCUAAUAAAUCAUUAAAUCCUAUAAUUUUAUACAAAACACAAGGGACUGAGUAUUUCCCAUUAGAAAAAGAUGAUUUCAUGCUGAUCAUCUUAACUGAAACACAAAAGGCUGUUCUUGAGAAGUUCAGUAGUGAAAAACUAUGUAUAGACUCUACUCAUGGCACAAACCAAUAUAGUUUUAACUUAACUACUAUUAUUGUGAUUGACGAAUUCGGUGAAGGAUAUCCUGCUGCUUUUUGUAUUAGUUCAAAGAUUGAUGAAGUGCACAUGACUGUUUUUUUUUCAAAAAUCAAAGAAGCUACUGGUUCUCUUACUCCUAACGUAUUUAUGAGUGAUGAUGCUCCUGCAUUCUGGAAUGCAUGGAUAAAAAUUAUGUCCCCUAUUCCUAAAUUCCAUCUUUUAUGUAAAUGGCACAUUGACAACAAUUGGCGUAAAAAUUUAAAAAAAAUUGAUGGAUCACUGACUACUAAAGCAUACGUUUAUAAAACCCUCCGUGUCUUAUUAGACGAAUCUAAUAUAACAGAGUUCGAAAAUUUAUUAAGUUCUUUUCUAUGCAAAUUAGAAGAAGAGCCUGCAAUGCACAACUUCAGGGCAUACUUUAUGAGUACUUAUGUUCCACGGAAAAAGUUGUGGGCUGCAUGUUACCGAUGUCAGGCUAUGCUCAAUACGAAUAUGGUUUUAGAAGCUUUUCAUAAGACUUUAAAGCAUGUUUAUUUAAAAGGAAAAAAAAAUCAACGGCUUGAUGCUCUAUUGUGGCAUUUACUCAAGGUAGUGAGAGAUAAAAAUUUUGAGCGACUUAUUAAAUUAUGUAAUGGUGGGAAAGUUACUCAUUUUGUAAAUGCAAUUAACAGUCGACAUCGUUCUGCUCUACAAACUAAUUACAAAGUUACUAAAAUAUCAGAUAAUACUUGGUCGGUUGCAUCUAAUUCAUUAGAAUUAGAUUAUUUAAUUAAACAAAAAAAGACAAAAGCACCAGAGGAACAAAGACUAAAUAAGCCAACAAUCCAAGUAAUAAACCAAAUAAAAAAUGAUCUUAAAGGCAACGAUACCCCAUACAUUAAUAUUGACCCACAUUUUGAGCAUUCAUAUGGACAGUUAGAUCAGAAGAAGAAAUGAAUUUUACCUAUUAUUAUUAUAUUUUAUUUAUGUGUACCUACCUAUUUAUAUUUAUAUUUUUAUAACCAACAAGUUUAUUUGACACUUGGAUUUUAAACACUCAUAUGGUCAUAUGGACAAUUGAAGAAGAAAUUAAUUAUAUUAUUAUUAAUGUGUAUUUUUAUAAGUUAUAACAAACAAGUUUAUUUGACACUUGGAUUUUGAAAACUAAAACGGACAAUUAGAUCAGAAGAAGAAAUGAAUUAUAUUAUUACUAUUGUAUUUUAUUAAUGUGUAUUUAUAUUUUUAUAACAAACAAUUUACUUUCUUAAUGUUUUAGUAUAGCUUUAAAUGUUUGAUUUUUAUGUAGGUAUAUGUAUUCAUAGAAAAUGUAUUGGCAGAAAAAGUUUAAUUCAAGAAUAUAGAAAUCUCUAUUGAAAAUUCUUUUUAAUGGCUCAUAAAGGGUAAUAUGUAUGGACAUAUAAUUAAAAAUAUACCUUUAGAAUCAUUAAAUUGUUUUUGAUGUAGAGAUGUUAACUUCAACA
Acyrthosiphon pisum (pea aphid) is the source of this 2097-nucleotide messenger RNA. RefSeq lists its product as uncharacterized. NCBI's taxonomy places the organism in Eukaryota, Metazoa, Arthropoda, Insecta, Hemiptera, Aphididae. The record is from RefSeq and is a predicted model, not a curated record. The transcript has 2 exons. Bases 536 to 1573 code for a protein of 345 amino acids.